CGAAUCGAUGCUGAUCCGCUAUUGAAGAAAGCAGCAGCACACGUAGCAGAUUGCGACUCGAAAACGUUUCUUGCAGAGCCUGUAUUGUUACCAGGGGAUAAGCCUCAUACCACGGCUCCACACAAACAAGGCGAGAAUGGUGCCACUUCGAGAAUUGCGACGCCUGCUUCUCGAUUGCCUGAUCCUUUGGCCCAUUUAAGUUUACGAGUGUGCAUUAUAGACAUUUUAGCUGCUUCGGUAGCUUGGGCAUUUCUAUUGAAAAACGGAAAUGGAAAACUGAUGCUGGCUUCUCAUUCUUGGUGCCUCUUUCUAAUAAAAGCAGCAAACUUGUGGGUUAUUGAGAAACACCGACUCGAAAACCCCAAGGCACGUGUGGAGGAUUCAGUUCCAGUAGUUAUUGAUGUUGUUGAGCAGGCGAAACUUGCAGAAGCAAAGGCUAGAGGAGAAGAGUUUCUUGCUCAAUUGCGAUCCUCUGGGCCUAUUGAUAUGUGUGUUGACGAUCCAGCACCCGAGCUAGCCAAUGUCGUUCCUCCUCCUGGCGUGGAAGACAUCGAACGGGAAAGCGUCGAUGGAGAUGAGAAGCAAGAAGACAAUAACGCGGAUGGGCUUGAAGCAGAACCUGACGACGCAUUCUUUAAGCGUGUACGCGACUGGGAAGUUGUAAAAGUUGCGUCGAUGCGAAAUCGGGAACGACCCAGACAGGC
This is a messenger RNA of Amoebophrya sp. A25, 704 nucleotides long. NCBI's taxonomy places the organism in Eukaryota, Dinophyceae, Syndiniales, Amoebophryaceae. The record is from the annotation of a GenBank genome assembly.